CUCUCUCUCCCCCAUAGAGCGCAGCAUGAACGCUCCGCAGCAAAAGGAUGUGUGAGCAGGCAGCGCGCUACUGUAGGGACGGAGUCCACAAACUGCUCAACAAAGAACAAGCCAAACUUCGAGCCCAGGAAAGCCGCGAGCAGCCGAAACCCGUAGCCGGUCAGGACAGCGAGUCCGCGACGGCAGCGCAGUCCGGAAACAGCGGCGCUCAGCCCGGUGGAAUCGACGGGCUCGUCCGCUGGAUCGUCACCAAAAUGAGCGACAACAAGAACAUCUCCAGCCGGGAGUACGCCUCCAGCAAGGAGGAGGUGGCCGUGGCUCAGGAGCAGUUCUUCGCCCCGGAGCCACGGAGAGGAAUCUCCGUGAUUUUGGAUAUAUUCAGAAGAGCUGACAAAGAUGAUGAUGGUAAGCUGUCUCUGGACGAGUUCCAGGCUUUCUUCUCCGAUGGCACGCUGAAUGAGGAAGAGCUGGAGAAGCUGUUUCACACCAUCGACUCUGAUAACACCAGUAAUGUUGACACUAAGGAACUGUGCGACUACUUUGCUAAGCACAUGGGGGACUAUGAGGGAGUUCUGGCCUCAUUGGAAACUCUCAACCUUUCCAUCCUCAAAGCCAUGGACUUCACCAAAAAGGUUUAUGAGCGAGGAACCAACGUGGAGCAGUUUGUGACCCGUUUCCUCCUGAAGGAAUCAGCCAAUCAGAUCCAGUCUCUCCUGAGCUCUGUGGAGAGUGCCGUGGAUGCCAUUGAUGAGCAGCACAGCCAAUCAGGUCAUCUACCUGCCAAGGUGAGCCCACGGGUGCCAGAGAGGCGCAAUGAAAACACCGUCCCUGACUAUCCCCCCAACAACAGAGUCAGUGCCAGGGAGGCUGUCAGGACCAUCAACACUGCUUCAGGUACAGUCGAGGUGAGGAAAGAAGGUCUGGAGGCUCAGAUCAACCGCCUUGCUGAACUAAUUGGACGACUGGAGAAUAAGACGGUCUGGUUGGAUCUGCACCAGAGGCUAACAGACACAGAUGGCACUGCCAGCGCAUCCUUGUUGCUGAUUCGUCAGGAGAUGGUGGUUUCCCAGAAGAAGCUUGGCGAGUUUUGCGAGGCUCUGAAGCAGUACCUGAAGAAUGUGUCCACUCAGAGAGACUGCUUUCAUGUGACUGCGGUGCGUCUGCCGGACGGUUUAUCCUUUGUCGUCUACGAGUUCUGGGAUGGAGAGGAGGAGUGGAAGAGGCACCUCCAGUCGGCCCCCAACAAAGCCUUUCAGCAUGUGAAGGUGGAUACACUGUGCCAGCCGGAGGCCAUGUCCUCUGUAGCCGUGCCAGCCGCCUGGUGCAGUGUGAACAGGGACUGAGCAUGAAGAUAUUCAACUACACGCCAAGACUCCUGGACACCCACUUCCUCUUUAACUCCCCUCCGACCCCAAAAUCUUUUCCCCCAUGCGUUUCACCCGCUCUCACCCCCCUCCAAACCCCUCCUCUUUCAACCCUCACAUUCCUUAACUCUUUUUGUAAGUACAUGUUUACACAGUGCAAAUUAAUGGUGUCAACUGCAGUGAAAAUUGAACAAACAGUGCAUUUUACAAUGUGAGAUUCCUAAAAUGCGUUUGCAUCUCACCAUAGUUGUUUGCUGGCUCAAGAUAUUGGAUUAUGUCAUGUUCACGUUUCAAGUAGCUUUGAGCCACUGUAAAGUGGGGUUUGUCAUGUAGCAAGGACCCUGGCGUUGAGUUUUUCAUGUAGCAGUUACUUAGUUUUUGAGUAGUGCAUUCGGGAAUGCGUUUUGUUUCUCUCCUGUCAGGGUUGGAUUUACCACAGGUAGCUCAUUUAGCUGUUAUUUCAUCGUAGCUGCUCAUCCCACAUUUGCCUCAAUACAAAGUGCUCUAAUGAUUUUGUUUUUUAACUAAGCUACCCUACAAAAUACUUUAGACAUUAUUCUCACAUCGGCCAUUUUGAACUCACAUCAACAUAUUGAAUAAAUGAGGACUAUCGACCGACCUAGUUGCCAGAUUAGCUUGCAAUCUCAGGAAAACAGAAUGCUUGAAUUUAGUUUGAAGGUUAGCUAGCUCCUUAGCUAGCUGUCCCCAAGUCACUGAGUUGGGGUAGUGUCAAGAACUAUACAUAUUAUGGUAAAAAACCAUGAUGGCCUUGCAAGCAGCGAAUGGGCUUUAAGAAAGAAAUAAGUAUAAUGUGUAAUUUUAGAAUUUCUGCACUGAUAAGGACAAGAGCUAGCUAGGGGUAGCAAAAAGCAGAAACCAGAAUCAGUGUUAGCUUCUGACAGCAGGCUGCAAUAGGCCCAGUGUCAUUAGCCUGAAUUUAAGUGAAUUUAAGACAACCACUGUUUUUCAAACUCCUAUUUUUGGAGUGGGAGGGACUCUGAAUACUACAAGGAAGGCAGAUAUGACAUACUGUAUCCGACAUCUUUUAAAACAGAUUUAAUGAAAAAAAGAAACAUUUUACCAUCUAAAAAAAGAAUUGACCCUUCCUAAGCCCCGCCCCCUUUUUCUCCAAUAACAGUUAAGCAGGCCUCAGUCGGAACCUCGUCAACUUUCUCCUUUCCUGUACCUUGAACCCUAGAUAACUAACUAGCUAGCUAAUCUAUCUAGUUACAUCUCAUAAUAAAUGUUAGCAAAACACUGGGUUAACAUUAGCUAACUUAAGACGUGAAUAUAUAUUUUGUUUUUACGUUUGAGCCAUCUUCAAAAUAUGGUUGUCUUUUCCACAUAGACAAGCCUAGCACCUAGCAUAUCUAAGUACAGGAAAGGAGGAAGUUGACCAGUUCUAAAAGGGGCGGGACUUGGGAAGGGUCAGUUUUGUACUAGUAUUAACAAGAGAGGGUGAGCUUUCACUCAAUACCUAACUUUAAGCUACAGUCCUCUGCUCGCUCGUGCUAUCUGAGAACCAGGGUUACGUUGUAACUUUAGGUUUUAACUUACAUUUAUACCAGUCUGUAACUGGCUGCAGCCACCAAGUGUAAUUUUCUUAUCGGCAUAUAGUAUUUUACCUCAAAAUACAAACUUUUAUUCUUUCAGACCCGUGAGCUUUAUCAUGCUUCCUCACAAUAAGUACAUUUCUGCACAGUGGCUGCUGUGGGAGUAAUGUCUAUGACGGUAUAUGAACUUAUUUAGCAUGUGUAAACAGCACCGGUUUUUAAUGAGCAACAGAACCCCAAACCCAAAACACUGAAGACAUUAUGAUCACAUCUUACAUCAGCACCAAAGGCCAGCCAAUAGGAGAGGGCCAGUUUCAGAUAUGAUUAGAUCCGAGUCUUCACAAAUAUUUAGGUAGGUAGACACCAGUCUUUGAUUGACAGACGCGUAGAGGCACAUUCAGAGAGUUAGUGAUUUAGAUCUUCUUCAUGUAGCUUUUAUUUCAUGAAACACUGGUUAUGAGUUCAAUCUCUAAAUAUUGACAUCAGGGUCACGUAAGGCGUGAGAUGAAUAGAUCGUUUUGCUGUCAUGGGAUAAUUCCUGACAUAGAAAAGAAUCUGCUGCUACCUUGAGAUAGAAAAGUAAAAAAGAGAUAGAGGCAGCGCCUCACUGUUCUCCAUGCAGCUAAAGUUUGUUUAAUUUCCGCCUUCUGUUUGUGUAUUCCUUGUCUGAAUUGGCGAUGGGUAGCUUAUAUUAGCUGUGCAGGUCUAGUAGAGAUUGUACAUAUGAAAAUGUUGUUCUAUUAUGAUUAUAUUUGUAUUUAUUGACAUCUUUUAGUGCUAUGGUGCAAAGUUUUUCUCAGUGGAAGUGGCAGUAGCUCUGUAGGCACUGCGGCUUCUCGUAACAGUUUGAAUCAGAAUACCUACCAUUAGAAACUUCAGACAGAAAUCCAUCUGAAUGACAUUGAAUAUGAAGCCUUAAACAUCACCACAUGCUAGAGGAGGUUUUAAAGGUUUUCAAGAGAUGACUUUCUUUUUUGAUAUGGAUUCCCAGUAAGCAGGGAAAUGCCCACUAGUGGUCUUUCAGUGUGGAGCUCUUGGCAUCAGACUACACAACACCAGUAUUGCGACGCAUUACAAUAUUGAUACAAAGAUGGUUUCACUUUCGCAUUAGUGAUCAGUUCAGUUAUCAACACAUCACCGGGAAAAUAACCUUGACUUCACAUCACUUAGUAUACUGUAGCUGAUAGAUCAACCACCUCAGCAUCAAUAUCUAUAACACACAAUGAUCCUAUAUAUUGCCACGGUCAACCCCAAUUAUUGGAUACAAGGGUCCCUUACCCAUAAUUCAACUGGAGGACAUUACAGAAAAAUGUGGACCAUCAGAAUGCAAAUGCUAGAUUGGUCUGAACAGCAAAAUAUAAGACAAGACCAACAUCUGGAAGCUCUGAUGAGAAUAUUAUUGGCCAAUGAGAAAACUGUUAGAGGGUCUGUGUCAGUCUUUGACUCCUGUGCAUAGUUUUCAUUUUGGCCUUUCGUUCUACGAUGCAUACGAGUAGAUUGAAACCUCUACUGUACAUUAUACAGAAUUGUGACCAUGUGUCUACAAACUGCUGAAAAAAAUAAGGUACACAAACUGAAGUCUUGUCUAAUUUUCUGUGUUUGGACUUCCCCAUGGAACUGAUCAGACCCACCUCUGCAUCUGCUCUGAUCUUUCUUGACAAAAACAAAUCUCACCUUGUUUACCCUGUGAGGUCAAAUUACCCAGAUUCAGUCCCCGAGAUACCUCACCUAACCUCACCACCACUAACACCGCUACACACAGCCCACCAAUCAGACCCUAACUCAGAAAGCACAAUGUAAAAAUGCGCAAGUAUUGUAAGUUAAAGAUACAGUAUAUUAGAGGUUGUUGAGUGUGAAGAGAGUAUUUAGAGAUAUAUAGUAUUACUGUUUAUCUGGUGAAAGGUUUGUUGAUGAAUCACUCCUUCUUUAUAGCUCUAUACUUUCAAAAAGGUGCCAUCUUGCCAUCCACCUCAUUGUUGACUAUUUUCCUCUGUGAAUGACAGCCAGUCUGUCAUCUGCCAGUACUGUGGUAGCAGUGGGGAUCCAGCUACACCGAUACCAAUAUCCAUCCUGCACCGUGCCCUUCUUUUAGAGCACUGGGUUGCAUUGCGCAGGGCAGGGCUAUGUGGAAGUGUUGAAUAUUAUUAAAUAUAUUGUAACAGAAUUAUGUAUUACAGUAGGCUUAUAGAACAGGCAUGUAAAGGCGUUGCUGCUUUAUCUGUGAAAUGUCUCUACUAAUCUGAGUGUCUGUGUUAAAGGUGUCCUGUGGAGUUUUUGACCACCAGUAGCGCUACAGGGCGAUGUUCUCACUGUUUUGUUUGUGUGGUGCAGGCGACAGGGUACACAUUCUUGCCGCUGGUUUCCCGCUAUUUUUCUGGUCAGCGGUAAGUGGCGGUACAGCGGACAACAACAUUAGUUAGACCUCAAGGAAACACACAGUGGAACUGUUCUGUCACUUAGCAUUUGCGCUUUAGCUAAAGUUGCAGGGGUUUGAAACGCAGACGCGAGCUAAACUAAAUGGGCAUACCCAUGGUAUAAUGUCAAAUAAGAGCCAAACAAAUAUUUAAAUGACAUGUGGACCAACUGACAUUUUGGACACUUUAACAUUGAUUUGUGCAAAUAUUAAAAAAAUUUUAACGUAAAAAGAACAUUACUUUAGUCACCUCAUGAGAUUAUAUUUUAUCCUAAAUCCUGUGUCCUGUUCCCAGUAGCAGAAAUCAAACAUAUUAUAGUUGGUGCAGAAUGCAGCAGUGAGCUUUCUGACAAACACUAAAUUCAGAAACUGGAUUACACCGGCUCCCUAUAGAGUUCAGCUGAAGAACUCGGUAAACACCUUAUUCUGCCACUCAUUUGACUCCCUCAUUGCUGCUUCUAUAACACCAUCUUCUUCCAAAUGCUCAGAGUACCACAGACCUUCCCUUACAUCUCUCUUAAACCGUGUCUGCGUCUGGGUUAGUUAAUUAAAACAAAACUAAAACUAGUUGUGAGAAAACAUUUGUUGGCUGAAAUAAAAAUAAAAACUAGAUUUUAGAAGAAGAAGAAAAAAAAACAGAUACAAUAUUGCAUAAAAAUAUACAGGGAAUGUCGUUUUAGUCUGUCAGUUUGGUCAAACAAAAACAGCCAAACAAGCACGUUGUCUGGGACUUACAUGUACACAGUAAUAUUUAUGGAAGUAGAAAGUGCAGUGAUGGUUUAACAUCUGCUAAGAAGUUAUAAAAUCUGUGUAAAAUGUUAACUAUUGAAUAGGCUAUACAUUGGCCAUUAAAAUUAAUGCAAAAACCAUGAAUAUCAUGCAUUUAGUAUGAGGUCAUAAGACUGACUUUCUCUCAGCACCCCUAACUCUGACCGAUUUCAGCAUCCCUGCAUAUUAUCAGAAAAGAAAUAAAAAUAAAAACAAAUAGAAGCUACCAGAACUCUAGUCUGCAGUUAAACCUCAGUUAGAAUUUCUACAGUGAUUUUAGUUCCAGACAACUCAGAUUUAACCCAGUCCUAAACCUAAAACUGCAGCUAAGCUAGUGACAGAACAACAGUGAGAAACAAUGAAUGUAAACAUGACUUUGGUUUGUUCCCAAGAAAGCCCCACAGGCUACCUUUCACUUCUUAAAAAAGAAAACUACUCACUACGAACUGUCGAAGCUUGUUUGCGUUCGAGAGGGAGCUGCUGUAUUCCGAAUAGAAACAUAAAGCCAUAUUGCAUGGAUUGAUGUUUACAUGUCAGUGACUCACUAUACUGAUAGCCAUAGUUUUACAGUACUCGAGUGCCCAGCUGAAUGCAACCCACGCGCUCUGAUCGGAGGCUCCUGUCCUGUACAUUGUGCCCAGCUUGGUUGGGUUGUGUAUAUGAGGUAGAUAGUGAGUGAACUGUCAGAAAUGCCAAUACUGUUUCCUAUUGAUACAUUCCUGAAUGUCCCUCAGACUGUGCAACCUGUUCUUUUCUAUCCUCCUACUCCUCAGUGCAACCUGUGCUUCGUCAUACAAUGGAAGAGUUGUGCCGUUGAGGUGCAGUGAAACAUUGAAUGUCUCCUGGCAACAUGACAAGAUUAACAAUGGGUGGACGUAAGGCCUCCUGUAGGCAGCAGCAGUUUCUGUAGCCGUAGGGAAGCUGGUGGACAGGAAGCAGGUCACCAGGUUUACCUCAACAGGUGUUGAUACCAAGCCAAUCAGGAAUUUGCCAAACUGAUCAAGGUCAUAACUCUUCCCUUCUAUGGCUGUGUUCUUUUCUAUCCUUCAACUGAGUGCAUGUCAACUGAAUGUCCAGUAACUUCUUUGCUGUAGUAUUAGGCCAUGCUACUCUUCAAUGGGUUUUGUGCAUUUCUUACCUUCUUUCUUUUCUAGUAUCCCUAUGAAGGAGACAGAGACUAAAAUCUAUUAUAUAAAAUAUAUAUGACUAGAAAAAUGGCAUACAAGAAUGAACAUUCACUUUUAUGGCAAUGUUUAAUGAAAUAUUAAUUCUUAAUGUAUGUUUCAGUAAAACAGCUUUCUCUUCUUAAGUGUAGAGACUUAUUGCAGGGAUGCAAGUAUUAUAUUUGGUCUUUAAAGAAUAUCUUGUUGAAAUUCUAGACGAUGUAGAGUGAUGCAAUUCAAUAAAACGAUAAAACUGAAAA
This is a messenger RNA of Dicentrarchus labrax (European seabass), 7521 nucleotides long. RefSeq names its product N-terminal EF-hand calcium binding protein 2 (gene necab2). Gene Ontology annotation, cellular component: cytoplasm. Bases 48 to 1343 code for a protein of 431 amino acids. Gene Ontology annotation, molecular function: calcium ion binding. Lineage: Eukaryota; Metazoa; Chordata; Actinopteri; Moronidae. The record is from RefSeq and is a predicted model, not a curated record. The transcript has 13 exons. Gene Ontology annotation, biological process: regulation of amyloid precursor protein biosynthetic process.